AUGAUCAUCUUAUAUUUCUUUGUAUUCUCAUUUGUUAUACUAGGUGUAUCCUCCAUAAAUGGCACACGCGACAUUUCCUAUGAAGCCAGAUUUUUGACACAAUUCGCAUCGCACGAUGAAAGAGGUGGUUACGGUGGUAAUAGACCUGGGAGUGCAACAAAUACUCACAGCUGUAACAAUAUUCGGGGUGUCCCAAUUAUCUUACGUGACGGGGCCCACAUGUUUCCCGAUGGACUGACUUCCUUUUACCAAAAAUAUACGGAAGCAUAUGAUAUUCCCGUGGUCAGUUCAAACAGGGUUAGUGACAGUGCUCUUCAGAGAGCCUGUUAUGUGUUGAGAUUUAUCCUGGCAGACAGAUAUGAUGUGCGAAACGCUUUCUAUAAGAGUGGUGGUCGGGUGGCCCUGAUUGGAAUAAAUGAAGACACCACCAGCAUUCCUGAACACAGUUUCUUGGCCGACUCGUGGAACCUACGCGCCAGGGGUCUUGGCGGCACUCGAGGUAUCCCCAUCUCUACAGCGGGGGAAGAAAAUGCGUUGUGCUUGGCUAACGACCGUUACCCGUCUCAAGAUAUUAACCUUCACGAGUACGUCCAUGCUUUACAUCUAAUAGGCGCAAGUGUGGCCAUACCUGGAUUUCACAACCGCCUAACAAGUUUAUAUAAAUCUGCAAAGUCUGCCGGAAGAUGGGCAAAGACGUACUCUAUGAGUACAGUCCAGGAAUAUUGGGCGGAGGGUGUACAAAGUUAUCACAAUGUAAACCGUCAUUCCGCCCAGCCGGAUGGAACCGCAGGACCAAUCAGUAACAGAAAUGCACUGAAAAGUUACGACCCAGGACUCUAUGACAUCAUACGGGAAAUAUUUCCCUGCGAUAACGAAUAUAUCAAACGGUGUACUAAGAGUAGAAGUGCAGAAGCAAGUCAAGAGCUCAAAAUGAAUUGCAAAGGAGGAGUGGAUAAUGGGGGUGGACUUGAAGGAGUGAAUGCAGUAGAAAAUGGCGGAAGGAAAACGGGAAGACGAGGCAAUAAAGGAACUCCUGCGACAUCUUUCGUCAGAGCUACGGCUCCAACAACCCAUACGCCUUCCUCGUCAGGGUGUGAAGACAUGGAUCGGGAAUGUAAGGAAUGGAGCCAGCAGAAUUACUGUACUAGUAGCAACUAUGUGAAAAACAAUUGCAAGAAAAGUUGUAACACAUGUAAAAGCAGCUCGAGAAAUCAUGGUAACUGUUUGGACGAAAAUGCGUAUUGUGCGUCUUGGGCCGAAAUGGGGGAGUGCACGAACAACCCAGGAUACAUGCUAAACUUUUGUAGAAGAAGCUGUGGUCUCUGUUCAAGAUAGUAUCACAUCUAGCGAGCAACCUAACCUUUUUAUGUAUAUUUUCUAAAAAUCUCCUAAGUACACACUUUAUUUCAGGAAAACUAAAGAUUUUCACGAUAAUGUAUUAUUUUUCUAUAAGAAUGGUUACCAUUCUUAUUAUUUUGGAGAAUUAAAACAUUUUCACCC
Owenia fusiformis is the source of this 1500-nucleotide messenger RNA. The record is from the annotation of a GenBank genome assembly. NCBI's taxonomy places the organism in Eukaryota, Metazoa, Annelida, Polychaeta, Sabellida, Oweniidae.